This is a messenger RNA of Marasmius oreades (fairy-ring Marasmius), 6315 nucleotides long. RefSeq lists its product as uncharacterized. Gene Ontology annotation, molecular function: high voltage-gated calcium channel activity. Bases 1 to 6315 code for a protein of 2104 amino acids. Gene Ontology annotation, biological process: calcium ion import across plasma membrane. NCBI's taxonomy places the organism in Eukaryota, Fungi, Basidiomycota, Agaricomycetes, Agaricales, Marasmiaceae. Gene Ontology annotation, cellular component: voltage-gated calcium channel complex; membrane. The transcript is spliced from 23 exons. The record is from RefSeq and is a predicted model, not a curated record.
AUGAGCUCAAAGGAUAAGUUUUAUCCGCAACAAACAGGUGAAGCUUUCCGAGAAUUAUCUUCUUCCUCCGCAAUCGACUUGACAAGGACCCCUGCUGGUAUCGCUUCCGCACCGCCCUCACCAUCCCUCGAACCAGAUAACGCUUUCUCGCGACGUAGACUCAGCCGUGGAAGGCAGGACUUUGUUGGGCCGGACCCUACCCCAUUACAAAAACUUGAACUGCCUCUGCCGAAGGUUAAACUGGCGUACCGAGACCAACCCUUUCAUCCUAUCAGCUCCAGUGACCGUGACGACCCUUUCGAUUCUUCUACGGAUGAACACCCUCACCAUUAUAGUCGCUUCCCGGGCCUUUCUCGGCACUACAAAUCUCAUAGCUACUCUACCGCGCAUUCGGGACCAUCAACAACUUCGUUGCUAGCCGGAGUCAUCCCUAACGAGAUGGAAGGACAAAGAGAGGACGAUGAGGCUAGGUUGACAACGAACAUGUCGAGGAAUCCUACAGAACAGGCAUGGAGGGAUUCUGCAGAUAUGGAGCAGGGAGCAGGUGAUUUGUCUCGUCUACGAAGGAGAACGGUUAGAACGUACAGUGCUACACCUUCGCCGAUGAAAAGGACAGAGACCGUGUUGAAGACGGUGUCAAAUAACUUGCGACGCAUGUCCCUUCGCGUGGUGAACCUUCGAGGAGCUGGGUUAGAAAACCAGAUCAGACUAGCAGAUGAUGAUGGUACCGAGAGCAAGGGCGAAGAAGAGGAUUUACCAGACCUCAGCAAGAGUAUGCCUAUACGUGGAAGAACUAUCUGCUGUUUUGGGCCCAAUAACAGGUAUCGACUGGCCCUUUAUCAAUUUUUGGUUCAUCGAUGGACCGAACCGUCCAUACUUUUCUUAAUAAUUGUUAACGCUAUAGUGUUGACAAUACAAGGUGCUCGGUCCUUGACUCUCGACGAUACAUUGGAUGCACCGCAAAGGAAGGGUUAUUUUCGUACAUGGGAGGACUGGGUCCUGUUUGCUUUAUUUACUAUAUUCACCUUCGAAGCGUUUGCUCGAAUAUGUGUUUCCGGAUUCUUGUUCGAUCCCGAUAUACCCGCCUCAACGUUCUUUACUGCUCCUUUUUCAUCUCAGGUCGAUAUGCCGAUUAUGUCCUCCACCCACUCCGCUACCACCACUUCCACUAGUUUAGCUCGACAAGCUUCACUUACUCAGGGCGCUGGAGGACCACUUUCGCGUGGCCUCACUAUCUCGCAACGUCUGGACAGGCUUGAGAGAAACCUGAAAAGACCUUGGCAACUUCGUCACCACAGUGGACUUGCCUCUUCUGCCGCUAACGGCGCACCAAACCACCAACCUCAAAUCUCCAACUCACUCACCGAGAAACUCUCAGGAGUCCACAAUGUUAUCCGAGAACCUCCCCAACGUACACUUCUCUCCAACUUACUGAAAUCCGAUACAAAGAGUUCCAACGACAUCAUCUCCCUCCCAUUUCGGCUGAGCAUUGAACAAGUAACCGAUAAGACUGCAAGAAAUGUGCCGUACUUGCGACAUAGCUGGAGUAGAAUUGACUUUGUCGCGAUUGUCAGCUUUUGGAUAUCUUUCGCAUUAGCAAUGGCCGGAAAAGAAUUUGGAAAACAUCACAUCGGUAUUUUCAGAGCAAUGAGCGUGAUUAGAACGGCGAGAUUGCUAGCUAUCACGAGCGGUACCACCACGAUUAUGCAUUCUCUCAAGACUGCAAGACCGUUAUUGACAAGCGUAGCGUAUUUCGUUCUCUUCGCUAUGGUUCUCUUCUCUGUAAUCGGUAUCCAGUCAUUUAAGGGUUCAUAUCGACGAGCGUGCUAUGUAUCCCCUAUCCUGGGAGAGGAAGAGAACGCCCUUGGACAAACUUGUGGAGGUUACAUCAACAGCACGACGCUUGGAACGGUCUCAUACAUUACUAGCGGUGGUUUUCAGUCCGAAUCUCAACCCAAGGGAUAUAUCUGUCCUCUCGGACAGAUUUGCCGAGAGGCUGAGAAUCCUCACAAUAACAUUGAAAGCUUCGACACCAUCUAUUACGCUGCGUUACAGGUUGUUGUUAUUGCCUCUGCAAAUGGGUGGAGCCCACUGAUGUAUAAUAUGAUAAGCUCAGAGUUCUUCGUUUCGAGCAUAUUCUUCAUCAUCUGUGUCGUCAUUCUCAAUUUCUGGCUCAUUAAUCUCUUCGUUGCUGUUAUCACGAACACCUUCUCUGCAAUCCGUUCGGAAACCAAACGAAGUGCCUUCGGUGCUGCUGCUCUACCACCGUUACCCGAGGAUCAGGACGAUGAAUGGCCAGAUGGGCGACGCCAGAAGAAGUCAAACUGGCUCAAAAUAAGCUAUUAUUACAGUAAAUGGUUUUGGGUGCUGCUUGCCCUCACCUCUCUCGUUCUUCAAGCCACUCGGACUCCGGAUUCCUCUGACAUGCAUCAGCAACUCAUGUUCUGGGGCGAACUCGUCAUAACCCUGUUAUUCGACGUUGAGAUGGUUUGGAGGUUUCUUGCCGUUUUACCUGACUGGAGGAUGUUCUUGUCACGAGCUCAAAACUGGCUGGAUCUCACCUUGGCCCUUGGGUCGUCAAUUAUUCAAAUACCGUUUAUCAGAAAGUCGACCUUGUACCCGUGGUUCACCAUUUUCCAACUUGGAAGAUUCUAUCGUGUCAUCUUAAUCGUUCCAAGGAUGAAACCGUUGCUCCUCGCAGUGUUCGGGAACAUGUAUGGUCUAAUCAACAUGUCCCUCUUCGUCAUUCUAGCCAACUACAUCGUGGCACUUUUUGCUAUCCAAUUCCUUCGUGGAGAUAUGAAUGACGACAAUACCAUUAACUUCGGGGAGAUCUUCAAUGCUUACCUGGGCGUUUACCAAAUUUUCUCCUCAGAGAAUUGGACAGACGUUCUGUAUGAUGCUGCGGAUGCGGAAAUCAGGCUAGGACAAACGAGCAUCGCAGUCUUGUUUCUGUCAGGAUGGAUGUUAUUCGCCAACUUCAUUGUUCUGCAGAUGUUCAUCGCUGUCAUCAACGAGAACUUUCAAGUGGCAGAGGAGCAGAAGAAAAGCAAACAGGCGUCACACUACUGGGCGACUCAUCGAGUACAAGCCGGAAGAGCUACGUGGAUGCGUCGCCUUAAUCCUUAUCGCUGGGUUAAAGCAAAUCCUGUGAAGGUCAAAGUUGAUAAUCUUCCCUCCAAUCUUGUUUUGCCGAUGAAAAAAACGCUCGUCCAAGAUUAUAGUGGACCCUCUCGACUAGAUAGGAGCUCGAACACAGACCGCACUGCCGGAAGUAGUGCUCGCCAUGGAAUGCGGCACUAUACGAACAAGUCUCUAACCACCUUGCAAAAGUUAUUCGCGGGAGAUCCGAAAACUGAGGACGUUCCUUUGGCGACGAUUAAGCAUAACCGAAGCGAAACCUUGGGUGCAUCGGGGGACCAGACAUUGGAGCGUCAUCUGGAACUCCUCGCCUCCGUCAAUCCUGAAGUCCUUAAUGACGACGAUAUUGACGACGUCAUCUUCGAGAAAAGAGCUCAAAAGGCUGACUUUAUUCGGAAUCACCCCACCUAUGAUAAGACCUUUUGGCUGUUCUCUCAGAAGAACCGUCUUCGCAGCCUUUGCCAGAAAGUUGUGCAACCUGCCAAUGGCCCACGUAUCUUCGGGACACCGCAUUCUCCCAUCGGGCACCCGGUGUUCCAGAUCAUCGUGUUUUUCGCAGUUGUAGGUGGUAUAGUCACGGAGAUCAUUGCAACACCGAUAUAUCGUCGGAACUACUUUGCAACAUACGGUAGGAAGGUAGCGUGGUUCGACUACGCUGAAGCCGCGUUCGGAGUGACUCUGUUCAUCGAAUAUAUCAUCAAAGUGGUCGCCGAUGGUUUCAUGUUCACACCCAAUGCCUACAUCAAGAGCGUAUGGAAUUGCAUUGAUUUGGCUAUCCUUGUCGGCCUCGCAGUCAAUGUCACUACUGGCCUGUUGGUGAUUGGAGGACUGAGCAGGCUGACACGGUCGCUCAAAGCUCUCCGAGUACUGCGGCUCAUAACUCUAUUCGACCGCAUGCGAAAUUCCUUCCAAUUCUUGAUUAUAUCUGGUGCCAGCCGUAUCCUAGACGCUGCCGUCCUGGCGCUGUUAUACAUGAUUCCAUAUGCAGUAUGGGGUCUCAAUAUCUUCGCGGGAACGAUGAACCAGUGUAACGAUGCCGACGUAGAGACUUCAUUGUCGUGUAUCGGGGAGUUUAGUAACACUCCGGUGGUCGAUGGCAAGUUUGGGUUUCUUACUCCCCGCGUUUGGGACAAUCCUGCACCGUCCACCAAGUUUUCCUUCGACGACUUUAGAUCUUCCCUUCUUAUCCUGUUCGAAAUCGUUUCGCUCGAAGGUUGGAUAGAUGUCUUGGGGAUUGCGAUGAGUGUGGUGGGGAAAAAUCAACAACCGCAGACGAAUGUUUCACAAGGAAAUGCCAUUUUCUUCCUAGUUUAUCACCUCAUAGGAGGAGUGGUGAUAUUAACACUGUUCGUCAGUAUCAUUAUCGGAAAUUUCAGUUCUAGAACUGGUACCGCUUUCCUUACCCAGGCGCAAAGAGAAUGGAUUGACUUGCAGAAACUAUUCAAACGACAACGACCCUCUAAACGGCCCACAAAGCGACCAGCUGGUGUUCGCGGUUGGUUUUUCGAUCGGGCCGUUCGCAAACACGGUUGGUGGUCGAGAGGAAUGACUUUUCUGUUCAUUCUGCAUGUUAUUGUACUGAUGACGCAGACAUAUACGAGUCAACAAGUUGCGGACACGUUGAGAAAUGAUUUCUUCCUUGCCAUAACGUGUGUCUACAUCAUAGACGUGUUCGUCCGCCUUAUUGGGCUGGGCUGGAGGAGCUUCCGGUCCAACGGUUGGAAUUUGUUUGAUGUAGUUGUCAUGCUGGGCAGUUUCCUAUCAACGUUUAUCGUGCGCUUUGGCAACGCGGGAUUUUUGGCUCAGCAAUUACAGAAGCUGUUCCUCGUCAGCAUUGCCUUCAAGUUGGUGCAACGUACGAACAGUCUGAACAGAUUGUUCAAGACGGCCAUGGCGAGCUUACCAUCCAUAUUGAGCCUUCUGCUACUCUGGCUGAUAUUCUUCGGAUUCUUUGCCAUUCUCAAGGUGGAAGUUUUUGGUUUGACGAAGUGGGGUUCGGGAGAGAAUGUCAACCAGAACUACUCAUCAAUAAGUGCUGCAUUGGUGAUGCUAUCCUUUAUGAGUACUGGGGAAGGCUGGAACCAUGCAUUGGAAUAUCCACGGUGCACGAAUUCCUCGGAACUCGAAACGGAGUCCGAUUGCGGAAGCAUUGCCUGGGCUUUCGCAUUGUUCAUUGCCUGGAAUAUUCUGAGCAUGUAUAUUUUCGUUAACCUGUUUACUGGUGUUGUUGUCGACAGUUUUUCUUACGUCUUUCAAACGACCGGUGGCGCAAAAGCCAUAACUAGAGAACAGAUGCGCUCGUUCAAGAAAAUUUGGGCUGAGUUCGCCAAUCCGAAAACAGAGCACCUAGAACGACAGGACUUCGUCCGUUUCUUUGGGAAACUCAGUGGUGUCUUCGAAGUCCGGAUAUAUCCAUUGGAAUACAGUAUUCCGAGUAUUUUGUCGGCCUGCAAGGACCCCUCGAUGCAGUACGGACUCAAUAUGAGUAUGCUCAACCGAAUUUUAAGCUCCAUCGACUAUGCCGCAAUCAGGAAACGGAAAGCCAUAUACAGUCGACUGUACCAUGAAGCUUGCAUUGCCUAUCAACCGGGCAAAGGCAUUUCUUUCACUGAUAUGCUUCUCCUUCUUGCCCAUCACAAAUUAAUAGUAGACCAUGACGCCUUAAUUCUCAAUGAUUUAGUAGUCAGAACGGAAACAAACCGACUGGUUACUGACUUGGUCAAUCUCGACCGUGUUCACUCCCUACUCCGGACUAUUUCCCAUCGCCGUCGAUUUCUGGCACACUUGGAACGCAAACGUUUGUUGAUUCUUGAACAGUCACAAGACAUUCCUGCUAUUAUCGUGGAUCCCACACCCGAAACUCCCCAAUCGACUCGGGACAUUUCGGCUAUAUAUGAUUCAGCCCCACCUUCACCAACACCUGAUCGGAGAUUUCCCGGUCAUGAUUCUAUUCCUCUUGAUAGAAAUUCCAUUGGCAGUCCAGGUUCAGGCCUUCAAAGAAGCAGUCGGCGUGUUAGUGACAUCAGUAUGUUAUCGACGGAUUUGGGAUCAAGAUACCCGAGAGAUUCAAUAUCUGACGAAGAUCCCCAACUUGUGCUGUCAUCUAUGCAGAAUUCCAUGUGGGGAGAUUUGAUGUCUGAAGCUAUGAAUGCGGAGAAUCAAAACGGGCAUUAG